Messenger RNA from Prunus armeniaca (apricot), 6477 nucleotides. Lineage: Eukaryota; Viridiplantae; Streptophyta; Magnoliopsida; Rosales; Rosaceae. The record is from the annotation of a GenBank genome assembly.
AUGUUGGUCCAAGACCGCUCUACCCCAAAACCCUCCAAACCCGAGCAACCCUUUCUCACAGCAAGUCACUUCCCUCAGUCCAAAAUCUUCACUUUCCCCAAAUGGGUCUCCUUUAAUCUGUUCAAGAUCACAACCAUUUCAUUCCUAACCCUCACCAUUGCUGCCCUCUUCUUCCUCUACCAUGCCAAUGACUCUCCCUCCACCUUCCUCUGUUUCAACAAAUCCCACCUCAAGAUCCCCAAACCCAUUGAAUUCCCCAAACUUAGCUUCAAGUCAAUCAAACCCAUUUCAGAUAAGUCCUCCAAUUACGCUUCUUUCGGAUCAGAUAGAUGGGUUGUGGUCUCUGUUUCGGAUUAUCCUUCUGAUUCACUUCGAAAACUGGUCAAACUCAAGGGCUGGCAAGUCCUUGCAAUUGGGAAUUCAAGGACCCCAGUGGAUUGGAGUCUCAAGGGAGUGAUAUAUUUGUCAAUGGAUGACCAGGCCAAAUUGGAUUUUCGAGUUUUGGACUACCUUCCUUAUGAUUCUUAUGUAAGGAAGACUGUUGGGUACCUUUUCGCUAUCCAACACGGUGCGAAAAUGAUAUAUGACGCUGAUGAUCGUGGCGAUGUGAUUGAUGGUGAUCUUGGUGAGCACUUUGAUCUGAAAUUGUCAAAUGUGGAUGUAAUGCAGGAGAAACUUUUGCAGUAUAGUAAUGAAAAUCCGAAUAGAACAGUUGUGAAUCCAUACAUUCAUUUCGGGCAACGGUCAAUUUGGCCUAGGGGAUUGCCUUUAGAAAAUGUAGGUGAAGUUGGGCAUGAGGAUUUCUAUAGUGAAGUAUUUGGAGGAUUGCAGUACAUUCAACAAGGUAUAUCUAAUGGCUUACCAGAUGUUGAUUCAGUUUUCUACUUCACAAGGAGGUCAGGUUUGGAAGCAUUUGACAUAAGGUUUGAUGAGCAUGCUCCAAAAGUUGCUUUACCACAAGGUAUGAUGGUGCCACUGAAUUCUUUUAAUACAUUGUUUCAUUCUAAUGCAUUUUGGUCUUUGAUGCUUCCUGUUUCGGUUAGUAGAAUGGCUUCUGAUGUAUUGAGGGGUUAUUGGGCACAAAGACUUUUGUGGGAGAUUGGUGGUUAUGUUGUUGUUUAUCCUUCAACUAUUUAUAGAUAUGAUAACAUUGAGUCAUACCCAUUUACGGAAGAGAAGGAUCUUCACAUAAAUGUGGGUCGAUUAAUUAAGUUCUUGGUUACUUGGAGAUCUACUAAGAUUAAUUUAUUUGAGAAAAUUUUGGAAUUGAGUUAUUUGAUGGCGAAAGAAGGGUUUUGGACUGAGAAGGAGGUGAAGUUCACUGCAGCUUGGCUUCAAGACCUGGUUGCUGUCGGGUAUAUUCAGCCAAAGCAGAAGGCCAUAAAGUUGGAUCAGCCGAGAACAGCCAUUGGUCUUGCAGACCGGAAGGAAUUUAUUCCCCAAAAACUACCAUCUGUGCAUCUUGGGGUUAAGGAAUCAGAGACAGUAAAUUAUGAGAUAGGGAAUUUGAUUCGCUGGAGGAAGUUUUUUGGCAAUGUUGUUUUGAUCAUGUUUGUCGGUGGGCCAGUGGAGCGGACUGUGUUGGAGUGGAGAUUGCUUUAUGGCAGGGUAUUUAAAAGUGUGGUGCUUUUGUCGGACGGUGCUAAAACAGAUUUAGCUGUGGAGCAAGCUACUCUGGACCAAGUAUAUAAGUAUCUCCCCAAAAUAUUUGAUAGGUUUACCAGUGCGGAAGGGUUCUUGUUCCUGCAGGACAAUACCAUUCUCAACUACUGGAAUUUACUGCAAGCAGACAAGACUAAGCUGUGGAUCACUGACAAGGUUCCUCAGUCUUGGACUACAGCCUCUAUCUAUGGUAAAGACUCCGAAUGGUUUUCAAAACAAGCAGACAUGGUAAAGAAAGUUGUCAGCACUAUGCCAGUUCAUUUACAGGUCAGUUACAAGGAGAGUAGCACAAGGGAGCAGGGUCUCAGUAUAUGCAGCUCUGAGGUAGCAGUUCCCCUGUUUUUCAUGGCAAUGGAUUUACCUCAUAAAUAUGACUCUGUGCUCAAUACAAUGAUUUAUAAGCCAGAGACAUCAUCCAGCAACUCUUCAAACAUUUAUUCUGCUAAAGCCCCAGCCGUACACCCAUGGACCGUUUCCAGUGAGUCAGAUUUCAUCGAACUUAUAAGAUUCAUGGCAACAGGUAAGGGGAAAGGAUGUCAUGCAGUUUGUUCAGAGCCACCACGACAAUGGGCAGUCCUGUGGCCAGCUCCCCCCCCUUCCAUUCCUGCCAUCGAAUUAGAGGUGGAUUUACACCGCGAGCAAAUUCUAGAGGUCCAGCAAAACCUUUCCUCUCUCCAGGUUUCCUUUGGCAAGGCUCUUGAGAACCUUACCCAGCAACAAUCCUCCUUCCAACAAACCCUUUUAGACGCUGUUCAUCGCCUCCCACCCUCAUCCCAACCCCUCCCUCCCAUCACCACCGCACCCCCCAUCUCCUUCGGCUCCGUUCGUCCCCCACCUUCCCAUCACUCACCACAGACCACAGCCACGGCUUCUCCACACACCCCAAAAAUCGACCUUUACCGUUUUACUGGAAAGGACCCCUACGCUUGGCUGACCACUGCGGAGCGCUACUUAGACCUCCAUGAGAUCCCUCCCCAUUUACAUGUUAAAGUUGCUGCCGUACACUUGAUUGAUGACGCCGCCCUAUGGAUGCGAUGGUUUGAGACCCGUUUUCCAAAUCCAUCUUGGACCUCAUUUUCCGAAGCCUUACUGGCUCACUUCGGUUAUGGUGACCCCUUGGACUUUAACUCCGCUCUCUCCCACAUCCAACAGAUUGGCACUCUCGACGAAUACAACGCCGAAUUUACAAAACUUUCGUGCCGCGCCCUUGACUGGUCUGACGACCAACUUAAAGGCGUUUAUGUGGGCGGCUUAACCACUGAGCUUCGUGAUAACGUUCUGAUUCACCAUCCGGCGAAUCUGAAUGCAGCCAAACGAUUGGCCCGAGCCUUUGAUAAUCGUCGGAAGUCGACACGCAUCCAGUUUCGACCAUUUUCUCCGCGUUUCUCUCCAGGAGCAAGCUCUCGCCCUCCCGGAUUGCCACCAGCUUCGACAACGCCAUCUGUUACCUCGGGACAACCACCCAUUCGUAGGCUCUCUCAGGCCGAGGUCCAGGACCGGCGUGAAAAAAAUCUCUGCUUCAACUGUGAUGAACCUUUCCGGGCCGGUCAUCGCUGCAAACGACCUCAACUCCUCAUGAUUGAUGCGGAUUGGGACGUUUUUGAUGACUCCUUCGAGGAAGCCAUUACCUACGAAGUCGUACAUGGCACACCCACGAUUACCCCUGGCAACGAGGAGUCUGAACCUUCUCUGACCAUCCAUGCGCUCACAGGUUCUCCGUGUACACGCACAAUGCGCCUUCAAGGCUCCAUUGGCAAAAUGGGCCUCACGGUUUUUAUAGACACCGGCUCCACCCAUAAUCUAUUAAACCCACAUAUUGCCAAACGAUUGGGCCUCACUAUUGACUCUUCUCAACCCCCCAAGCGAAUCCAGGUUGCCAAUAAUGAUAUCAUUGAGACCAAGGGCUUCAUUUCUCAGGUCCAGAUCUUAGCUCAGGAACGACUGGGCGUUCUUGCUCAAUUGGUCUCUGUUGCAGACUCUGCAACUUCUAAUUCACCCCCUGCCUCAGUUCAACCUCUCUUAUCACAGUUCGCUGAUCUCUUCACUACUCCGACAGGCCUUCCUCCUCAACGCAGAAUUGACCAUCGCAUUCCCUUGAUGCACGGUACUCAACCGGUGAACGUACGCCCAUAUCGCUAUCCCCAUUUUCAAAAAACUGAAAUUGAAGCUUUGGUAAGAGAAAUGCUCCGGGCUGGCGUUGUACAACCCAGUUGCAGCCCUUAUUCCUCCCCUGUACUGCUUGUAAAAAAAAAGGAUGGAUCAUGGCGUCUUUGUGUAGAUUAUCGCGCUUUGAAUCAUGCCACUAUUAAGGAUCGGUUUCCGAUUCCCGUCGUGGAUGAACUUUUGGAUGAGCUUCAUGGUGCUACAGUCUUCUCUAAAUUGGAUAUGCGAUCGGGUUAUCACCAAAUCCGUAUGCAUUCAGAUGACGUUCAAAAGACUGCAUUUCGCACACACGAGGGCCAUUACGAAUUCCUCGUCAUGCCUUUCGGCCUCUCCAACGCCCCGUCGACUUUUCAAUCCUUGAUGAACAAUAUUUUUCGGCCGUUUCUUCGCAAAUUUGUCCUGGUAUUUUUUGACGACAUCCUCAUUUACAGCACCUCAUUGACUGAUCAUUUGACACAUUUAACUGCAGUCUUCUCUGUCUUGCGUGAUCAUGGCCUAAAAUUGAAGCUUUCCAAGUGUGACUUUGCUCAACCCUCCAUGAGCUACUUAGGCCACGUCCUCUCUGCUGCAGGUGUCGCAGUCGACCCCAAAAAGAUCCAUUGCAUUCAAGAGUGGCCCCAACCCAAGACCCUCAAAGCGCUGCGCGGCUUCCUUGGCAUCACAGGUUACUAUCGGAAGUUUGUCCGUCAUUAUGGUCUUCUAGCCAAACCUCUAACAGAUAUGUUGAAGCAUGAUAGUUUCUCCUGGACUCCAAGUUCUACCCACGCAUUCACAGCCCUCAAACAGGCCCUGGCCACAACUCCAGUCCUUGCUCUGCCCGAUUUCACACAACCUUUUGUUUUGGAAUGCGAUGCUUCUAACACAGGCAUUGGUGCUGUACUGUCCCAAAACCAUCACCCCAUCGCUUACCUCAGCAAGCCCCUUUCCUUGCGUCAUCAAUCCUUGUCCACAUACGAAAAAGAAAUGAUGGCCAUCCUUUUUGCGGUGGAGAAAUGGCGGCCGUACCUCAUCGGUUCCCACUUCAAAAUCAUCACCGAUCACCAAACCUUGCGACACCUUCACGAUCAACGCAUUACAACACCUGCACAACACAAAUGGCUCGCCAAGCUGCUGGGUUACAACUAUACACUUGAAUAUCGGGCUGGAAGUUUGAAUAAAGCCGCCGACGCUCUGUCUCGUCAGUCCGAAGAUGUUGCCCUUCUUGCUACCUCUGCCCCAAUAUUUGAUGGCAUCAUUGACAUUCAAGCCCUUUAUACGUCUGAUCCUGAUACGAUUACCAUUUUAAAUGCUCUCAGUACCAACACAAAGGUGCCCGUUGGCUUCUCUUUUCAGAAUCAACUCUUGUUAUACCGGGAUCGCAUCUUUGUACCACGUACGUCCAACUGGCGCCUUAAGAUUCUCACAGAGUUUCACUCCUCCCCUGUGGCAGGCCACUCCGGGUUUCUACGCACUUACAAACGUAUUACUCGUUCAUUUUUGUGGCCUGGAAUUAAGAGAGAUGUCAAACUCUUUGUUGCCUCGUGUGAUAUCUGCCAGAGAAACAACUAUGAAGCGAUCCGACCUCCUGGUCUCUUACAGCCUCUUCCGGUUCCUCAAGGUGUAUGGCAGGACAUUUCCCUUGAUUUUGUUGAAGGCCUCCCAAAGUCUGCUGGCAAGAAUGCUUUAUUAGUUGUUGUGGAUCGACUAACAAAGUAUGGCCAUUUUAUCCCUUUGACGCACCCGUUUACAGCUGCAAAAAUUUCUGACAUAUUCAUCAAGGAGAUUUUUCGGCUCCAUGGCAUGCCAAAAACUAUUGUCAGUGAUCGUGAUCCCGUGUUCAUUUCCAAUUUUUGGGACUCCUUCUUCACAGCUCAGGGAACGCAACUCUGCCGCAGUUCUUCCUACCACCCACAGAGUGAUGGUCAGACUGAAGUUCUUAAUCGCACAGUGGAACAUUACUUACGUUGUUUUGUCGACGACAAACCCUCCACUUGGGUCCAUUGGCUCCCAUGGGCGGAAUGGUGGUACAACACCACAUUCCAAGCUGCCAUCAAGAUGAGUCCUUACCAAGCUCUCUACGGUGUUCCCCCUCCAUCUGUUCCCCAGUACCUUCAGGACACAAGCUUGGUUCAAGCAGUGGACCAGACCUUGCGACAGCGCGACCAGCUCCUCGCUUCCCUUCGCACCAACAUGCUCCAAGCUCAGAACCGCAUGAAGCUCUAUGCUGAUAGACACCGCACUGAACGUGAAUUCAAUGCUGGUGAUUGGGUUUAUUUGCGCAUUCAACCUUACCGACAGACCUCUCUUGCUGCCCCACAAAAUUUCAAGUUAUCCCCCAAAUACUAUGGACCAUAUCAGGUUGAAGCACGCAUUGGCAAAACUGCUUAUCGCCUACGCCUACCACCUUCCGCCAAAAUUCACCCUGUCUUUCAUGUCUCCCUUUUAAAGCUUAAACUGGGUCAGAACAUUCUUCCCUCCCCUGAUCUUCCACCUACAGUUGCUGGCAAUGAAUUCCAAUGGCUGCCUGAAUCAGUCCUUGACCGUCGUCUCAUCAAACAACACAAUUCUCCAGUUGUUCAAUGGCUUAUCAAAUGGGUUGGUCUACCACAGGCCGACGCCACCUGGGAAAUCGCAGAUGACAUACUGGCUCGUUUUCCCUCCUUUAUCGCAUGA